Molecule: messenger RNA, 914 nt
Organism: Cryptotermes secundus
Lineage: Eukaryota; Metazoa; Arthropoda; Insecta; Blattodea; Kalotermitidae
Product: DNA-directed RNA polymerase III subunit RPC9
Exons: 5
Coding region: 286-666 (126 amino acids)
Biological process (GO): transcription initiation at RNA polymerase III promoter
Cellular component (GO): RNA polymerase III complex
Molecular function (GO): nucleotide binding
Source: RefSeq, a predicted model, not a curated record
UGGGAGUUCCGUCGUUUAAGGCAGAAUAUAGUGUCACGCGCGAGUUUUGACACUAAAUUGUGCAACCUAUUUUCGAUGGUCCCUAGACGGGAUACCUCAUUGAACUCUCAGAUAUUUUCGUCCGUAAUGUUGCCUACGUAAAGUUAUGAAGUACGCUGGUUUCAACAUAAACUCAUGCGUCUGAACGUAAUGAAUGUUGUUUGCAACAAAUGUGGGAGCACGAGUCAGUACGGUUAGAGGUGAAAGAAUGUGAGCUAUAGGCAUUUUAUAAAGUAACCAGCAAAAAUGGAAACAAUAAAUGCUAAUGCAGCAAUCCUGAGCAAUUUUGAGGUACUCACUCUACUUCAAGAACUUCGAAGUCAACAGAAACGAAGCAAUACUGGGAGCCAACUUGCUACCAUUACUUAUGAGACAAUCCGGUACCUUCAAGACACUCAGUGCAGUCAACUGUCAGCAGAAAUCAUCCACAACUUUUUAAAAGCAGUGGAACCAUUCAAGUUAAUGAAAGCAGAGAAGGUUAUGUUACUUAACAAUCCUCCAACAACCCAACUGGAAAUUCAGCUUAUGGUGGAAGAAAGUGAAGAAAGAUUAACAGAUGAGCAAGUUGAACAGCUUCUGCAGAUUGUAGUUGACUGUAAACUUGUACAACCUCGUGCCAUUCUGUGACUCCAAAGUUACAAAUGAAUUUGAAUGUCCCAUCAAAAUAAGGGUUCUACAGACAGUAUAAUAUUCGAAAAGAUUCUUCUAAUACAAUUCAAUUCAAUAAAAAAGAAGCAUAAUACCUGUAUGUGUGGCAUGAAGUAUAGCUUAAAUGCGCUUUUGGCUUCAGUUUAUUUGGUAAAGACGUCUUUCAAACUGUACAUUGAUUAAUGUUGUUAAUUUGUCACUUCAAAAUAAAUUAUUGAGUUAUAAUA